CUGUCAGUAUGUCAGCAAGUCUUGUCCAAUGACAUGAUAAAAACCAUCCUGGGGAGAAUUGGAGUCUCUCUGAUCUUCAGGUACCACAGGACACGAGAUUGGAAUAAGGGAGUGAAGCUGGUUAGUGUGAUGUUCAGACUGCACAUUGAGUUCAUCACUCUGAAAGGGCUUAUGGGGAAUGAGAACAGGGUGUCUCGCUGUCAGCUGGUCACUAUGGCAACGGAGUUCUUCCUCCAUAGCGGGAGCUUUGAGGGAGCUUUGAAAAUGCUGAGAGCUGAUGGCUGGUUUGUGAGCUCCAGCAUGUGGCCUUGUGAGCAGGCUGACAUCGAAAAUCGAAAACAUGUCCUGACGCUCUUAGCUGGGAAGACGUCACACAGGGACGCCUUUGAGAUUAUUACCAAUUUACCUGGAAUCAGACAACCGAUAA
Molecule: messenger RNA, 427 nt
Organism: Sinocyclocheilus rhinocerous
Lineage: Eukaryota; Metazoa; Chordata; Actinopteri; Cypriniformes; Cyprinidae
Product: testis- and ovary-specific PAZ domain-containing protein 1-like
Exons: 3
Biological process (GO): spermatocyte division
Source: RefSeq, a predicted model, not a curated record